UCAGAAGAAUGAGGGGGAAUCUUAGAGAAAUAUACAAUUAUGAAAGGGAUAGAUAAGAUAGAGGCAGGAAGGUUGUUUCCACUGGUAGGUGAGACUAGAACUAGGGGACAUAGCCUCAAGAUUUGGGGGAAUAGAUUUAGGACGGAGAUGAGGAGGAACUGCUUUUCCCAGAGAGUAGUGAAUCCAUGGAAUUCUCUGUCCAAGGAACCAUUCGAGACUACCUCAUCAAAUGUACUUAAGACACAGUUAGAUAGAUUUUUGCAGAGUAGGGGAAUUAAGGGUUAUGGGGGAAAGGCAGGUAGGUGGAGCUGUCCAUGGCCAGAUCAGCCAUGAUCUUAUUGAAUGGCAGAGCAGGCUUGAUGGGCCAGAUGGCCAACUCCUGCUCCUAUUUCUUAUGUUGUAGGUCCCAUAAUACUGGCCAGGUGGGGGCUUCCCAAACACUGAAUGGGGUUACAGACUAGACAGAGUUUGCUUGAAAAGCAAAGAGUGGGAAUAAAUGAAAUUUUAAAUAAAAAUGACUGCAGAUGCUGUGAAUCUUAAAUUCAAACAGAAAAUGCUGGGAAGUUUGGGUGCAAGGCCUUAGACCUAUGAUGCAAUUUUGUUUCUCUUUCAGCAUAUUCUCCCUGAUGUGCUAAGUGUUUUUUUUAAAAUCAUUUUCUGAAUGAUUUAAGCCACGAUAAACUGGCCUUUUGCGGGUUGGAGUACUGGAAUAAAACAGUGUCUGAGCUCCAAGUAUUGAAAAUUUAUGUCAACAAUUUAUGUCAACAAGUUUGCUGAUGAUCCAAAAACUAGGUAAGAUUGUGAGUAGUGAGGAGGAUAUAAAGAGACUUAAGAGGAUCUAACAAGCCAAGUUGGAGAUGAUUACAGAUGGAAUAUAAUGUGGAAAAUAUGUGAGGUCAUUCACUUUGGUGCACAAGCAGAAUAUUUUGUGAAUGAUUGACACAUUAAUAAGCGUUGAUGUCCUUGUACACAGGUCACUGAAACUAAUGUGCAGGUGCAGCGAGCAGUUAGGAAGGCGAAUUGUACUUUGGACUUCAUUCAAAGAGGAUUUGAGCACUGAAGCUGGAUAUCUUACUGCAGCUUCACAGCACCUCAGUGAGAUCCCAUGUACAAUUUCAUAGAAACAUAGAAACGUAGAAAAACUACAGCACAAUUCAGGCCCUUUGGCCCACAAAGCUGUGCUGAAUAUGUCCCUACCCUAGAAAUUACUAGGCUGACCCAUAGCCCUCUAUUUUUCUCAGCUCCAUGUACCUAUCCAACAGUCUCUUGGAAGACCCUAUUGUAUCCGCCUCCACCACCGUUGCCGGCAGCCCAUUCCCCGCACUCACCACUCUUUGAGUGAAAAACUUACCCCUGACAUCUCCUCUGUACCUACUCCCCAGAACCUUAAACCUGUGUCCUCUUGUGGCCACCAUUUCAGCCCUGGGGAAAAGCCUUUGACUAUCUACCCGAUCAAUACCUCUCAUCAUCUUAUACACCUCUAUCAGGUCCCCCCUCAUCCUCCAUCACUCCAAGGAGAAAAAGCUGAGUUCCCUCAACCUACUUUCAUAAGGCAUGCUCCGCAUUCCAGGCAGCACCUCCCUUUCUGAGGAAGGAUGUUUACUUGACUGAUUCCCAAAAGCAAGGAAGAUUUGGAGCGGGAGAUUUGUAAAGAGGUGUUGACUCUUCAGCUGAGAUGGGAGUGGUUCACUGCACUGUGCUCUUACUGUACAGGAUUCUCAUCUCAACUCAAGGCACAUUUAUUGUACAGGGACCUGCUGAUCCUCUUGUAGCUGUUGCAGGUGGAGAUGUUGUACUGGAAUGUCAGCUUGUCCCACCGAUCUCUGCCAGCAAUAUGGUGGUGCAGUGGCUGAAAUCAGGUCUCGACUCACCAGUCCACGUGUACAGACACGGACAAGAUGACCCCCUCGCUCAACACCAGGAUUACAGAGCAAGGACGGAACUGUUUAAAGAUGAAAUGACCAGAGGAAACAUUGCCCUCAGAAUAAAGAAUGUCAGAAGAUUCGAUGAAGGGCGUUAUAUCUGUUCAGUUGGAGCUGGAACUGAUAAUGAACAAGCUGCAGUUGAACUGCUAGUUCUAGGUCUGGGGAGCGAACCCCAGAUUCAGAUGAAGGGAUACCAUGGAGAUGGAAUCCGGCUUGUGUGUAAAUCCAGUGGGUGGUACCCUGAGCCAGAGAUCCUGUGGGUCAGUGAGGAUGGACGUAAUUUAACACAGGCUGAAACAAGGAGUUACAGUAACACAGAAGGUCUUGUAAAUGUCGAGAGCAGCGUUGGAGUAACGAGGCAGUCGACAUAUGGGUUCAAGUGUCUUGUCCAGAGCACGAAGCUGAGAAUAAAACAUGAAGCAAUUAUCAGGAUAUCAGAUGAUCUCUUCCCUGGUGUUUCGGAGUGGGUCCUGCCACUGGUCCUGAGCAUUUGUCUUCUGAUUGCCGCUAACUCUGCUGUGAUUUAUUGGAAUGUGAAACAAAACAGACGCAUCAAAGAGCUGGAACUUCGGAAAUCCAUCGUAGAACGUGAGUGGAAGAGAAUAUGCGGCCAUGAAGUGUCUGUGACCCUAGAUGUGGAAACGGCGCAUCCGGAGCUCGAGGUGUCUGAGGAUCUGAAGAGUGUGAGAUGGACCAAGACCCGGAGGGAUCUCCCUGACACCGGGAAGAGGUUCACAGUCCGGUGCUCUGUGCUGGGAUCGGAGGGAUUCACAUCAGGGAGACAUUACUGGGAGGUGGAGGUGGCAGGGAAUCAGUGGUGGAGGCUGGGAGUCGCUGCAGAGUCUGUGGAGAGGAAUGAACGGGUCAAACUGAGACUGCAGACUGGAUACUGGAGCAUCGAAUGGAUUGGUGAUGAGUUUCAUGUGAACACCUCCCCUCGAUCCAGUCUCCCUGCUGAUCCCAUCCCUGGGAGGGUGGGAGUUUAUCUUAGUUAUGACUCCGGGAUAGUUUCAUUUUACAACGUGGACACCAUGACCCAUCUCCACACCUUCACUGGGAACAAAUUCACAGAGAAACUUUAUCCUUUCUUCUGGACUUGGUAUGGGAACUGGCUCAAAAUCUGCUCUGGAUAUGUAAAAGGGUCAGGCAUUGAAACUGGUUCUGGGGGAGGUGGGACCAGUACAAACCAGACGGUCUACACCUGAACAAGACGGCGAUCAAUGCCCUAGGGGGAUUGUUUGCUGGUGCUGUUGGGGAGGGUUUAAACUAAUAUGCCAGGGGGAUGGGAAUCCUUGCAGAAAGACAGAGGGAAGCAAAGCAGAGACCAGAGCAAAAGUGAGAAAAGAGAGAAGUAAGAGUGGAGAACAGAAAAGUCCAACACAAAAGACACAAAGGUUACUGGAUUCUGAAAGGACAAUGAGUGUAAGGGCACUUUAUCUGAAUGCCCAUAGUAUUCGAAACAAGGUCAGUGAGCUUAUGGCACAAAUCAGUACAAAGGGGUAUGAUUUAGUGGCCAUUACAGAAAUGUGGUUGCAGGGUGGAGAUGAGUGGGAAUUAAAUAUCCAAGGGUAUCAGGUAAUACGUAAGGAUAGGCAGGAAGGUAAGGGAGAUGGGGUAGCGCUCUUAAAAAUGAGAUCAUGGUGAUAGAGAUGAUAUAAGAUCUAAGGAGCAGAAUGUUGAGUCCAUCUGAGUAGAAAUUGGGAAGAGUAAAGGGGAAAAAAAAUCACUGGUGGGAGUUGUCUACAGGCCACCAAAUAAUAACAUUACAGGGGCACAGGCAAUAAACCAAGAAAUAUCCAAUGCAUGUAAGAAUGGAACCGCAGUUGUCACGGGGGACUAACUUCCACAUAGAUUGGGUGGAUCAAGUUGGUCGAGGCAGUCUUGAGGAGAACUUCAAAGAAUGCAUCUGUGAUAGCUUUCUUGAACUUACAAGGGAACAAGCUAUCUUAGAUAUGGUCCUGUACAAUGAGACAAGUAAAAUUAAUGAUCUUGCAGUCAGGGAUCCUCUUGGAAUGGGUGAUCAUAAUAUGAAUGAAUUCCUCAUACAAAUGGAUGGUGCAAUAGUUCAAUCUAAAACCAGUGAAUUAUGCCUAAACAAGGAAGACUACAACAGGAUGAGGGAGGAGUUGGCUCACGUAGACUGGGAACACAGGUUAUGUGGUGGGGCAGUUGAGGAACAGUGGAAGACUUUCAAAGGGAUUUUUCAUGGUGACCAACAAAAGUACUGUAUAUUCCAGUCAAAAGCAAGGAGAGUGAGGGUGGGGAGAGCUGACCUUGGAUAACUAAGGAAAUAAAAGAAGGCAUCAAGAUGAAAGCUCCUGCAUACAAAGUCACCAAGAGUAGUGGGAAACUGGAAGAUUGGGAAAACUUUAUAAAACAACAAAGAAUCACUAAGCAAGCAAUAAGGAAAGGGAAGAUAGAUUAUGAAAGUAAACUAGCACAAAAUAUAAAAACAGAUAGUAAAAGUUUUUAUAAUUAUAUAAAGUGGAAAAGGGUGGCCAAAGUGAAUGUCACACCACUGUUUAAAAAAGGAUGUAGGCAAAAUGUGGCUAAUAGUAGGCCAGUUAGCUUAACGUCUAUAGUCAGGAAAAUGCUUGAAGCUAUCAUUAAGGAAGAAAUAGCAAGACGCCUGGGUAGAAGUGGUUCCACCAGGCAGACACAGCAUAGAUUCAGGAAGGGCAGGUCCUGUUUGACAAACUUACUGGAGUUCUUUGAGGAUAUAAUGAGUGCAGUGGAUAGAGGGGAACAGGUGGAUGUUGUAUACUUGGAUUUCCAGAAGGCAUUCGAUAAGGUGCCGCAUAAAAGACUUAUCCAUAAGUAAGGAUUCGUGGAGUUGGGGGUAAGGUAUUAGCAUGGACAGAGGAUUGGGUAACCAAUAGCAGGCAGAGAGUUGGGAUAAAUAGGUGUUUCUCUGGUUGGCAAUCAGUGGUGAGCAGGGUGCCGCAGGGGUCAGUGUUGGCCCCGUAACUGUUCACGACAUACAUUAACAAUUUGGAAGAGGGGACCGAGUGUAGCGUAUCUAAAUUUUCUGAUGACAUUAAACUGAGUGGCAAAGCAAAUUAUGCAGAGGAUGCGGAGAGUCUGCAGAAAGAUGUAGAUAGGUUAAGUGAGUGAGCAAGGCUCUGGCAGAUGGAGUACAAUGUUGGUAAAUGCAAAGUCAUCCACUUCAGAAGAAAAAAAUAGAAGAUCAGAUUAUCAUUUAAAUGUUGAACGAUUACAGCAUGCUGUUGUGCAGAGCGACUUGGGAGAGCUUGUGCAUCAAUCGCAAAAGGUUGGUUUGCAGGUGCAACAGGUUAUCAAGAAGGCAAAUGGAAAGUUGCCCUUCAUUGCUGGAGGGAUUGAAUUUAAGAGCAGGGAGGUUAUGCUGCAACUGUACAGGGUACUGGUGAGGCUGCACCUGGAGUACUGUGUGCAGUUCUGGUCUCCUUACUUGAGGAACAAUGUACUGGCUUUGGAGGUGGUGCAGAGGAGGUUCACCAGGUUGAUUCCGGAGAUGAGGGGGUUAGUCUAUGAGGAGAGAUUGAGUCACCUGGUACGAUACUUGCUGGAAUCCAGAAGAAUGAGAGGGGAUCUUAUAGAAACAUAAAAUUAUGAAAGGGAUAGAUAAGAUAGAGGCAGGAAGGUUGUUUCCACUGGUAGGUGAGACUAGAACUAGGGGACAUAGCCUCAAGAUCUGGGGGAGUAGAUUUAGGACGGAGAUAAGGAGAAACUGCUUUUCCCAGAGAGUAGUGAAUCUGUGGAAUUCUCUGCCUAGGGAAGCAGUGGAAGCUACCUUAUAUAUAUUUAAGACCCAGUUAGAUAGAUUUUUGCAUAGUAAGGGAAUUAAGGGUUGUGGGGUAAAGGCACGUAGGUGUACCUGAGUCCAUGGCCAGAUCAGCCAUGAUCUUAUUAAAUGGUGGAGCAGGCUCGACAGGCCAGAUGACUGACUCCUCCUAUUUCUUAUGUUCUUAUUAUAUUUUUCCAACAAAGGGAGAAAUCUCGCCAAGUGUUUCCAAAUAUCAAAAAGCCAUGCAGGGACUUCCAGACAAUGUCUGUUUUGUGGACAAACUGUAGAGGCUGGUAUCAUUCUCCUUGGAGCAGGAGAGGUGAGAGGGAGAUUUAAUGGAGGAGUUCAAAAUAGGGAAGAUUUGGUCCAGUAAGUGAGGAGAAAUGGUUUCCAGUGGCAGCAGGGCUGUGAGCAGAGGACACGGACCGAAGCUAAACGGAGACACAAUACAGAUGCUGGGAUAACCCUCCCAUGACCUAUUUGUCCCACUCCCGUCUGGCAAGCGGUACCAGAGCAUCCGGGCCAGAACUACUAGUCUGUACAACAGCUUUCUCCCCCAGGCUAUCAGGCUCCUGAAUACCCUGGAGACUGUGCAAACCAGGGCUUUUGGCACAGCAUUUGUUUGAAACUAUGGCAUAUAAGAACUUUGGUUGCUGCUGAACAUGUUUAUACAAUUGGUGCAACACACUGAGUUCUGUAUUUUCUUUGUCCAACUUGGUUUUGCACUAAAUUUGUAUUCUGUAUAUACCAUUUUUUGCAUUAUUUGUACUUGCACAUUUUUUGUCUGCGUUUAUUGUAGGUCUUCUGUUUAAUUAUGUCCUCUGUUCUAUGUAUGUCCUCUGGUGUGAGAGUCUGGGGGAAACAACAUUUCAUUCCUCCAUGUGUUUUUAUAGCAUAUGGGUGAAUGACA
Pristis pectinata (smalltooth sawfish) is the source of this 6601-nucleotide messenger RNA. RefSeq names its product butyrophilin subfamily 3 member A1-like. NCBI's taxonomy places the organism in Eukaryota, Metazoa, Chordata, Chondrichthyes, Rhinopristiformes, Pristidae. The transcript is spliced from 8 exons. Gene Ontology annotation, molecular function: protein binding. The record is from RefSeq and is a predicted model, not a curated record. The coding region runs from base 1676 to 3130 and encodes 484 amino acids.